CAUGGCUUCGGAGGGCAGAGUCUAGGAGGGGGAUAGUGAGGGCUGAGGAUCCUCAGCAUUGCAGGACAGGCAGCUCAGCUGGAGGGCGUGGGGGUUCAGAAGCCUGAGCAGGACGCUGUCUCUGGGGACAGACUGGGAAAAGGUGCAGAGGCCUUUGGAGGAAGCUCGGGAAGAGCUGGGAAAGCAAUCGUGGACGGAGAUGCAGAGGAGAACUGGAGAUGACAAAUCUGCACUUGAAACCGGGGACAACCUUGAAGAUCAAGGGCAGGAUCGCAGACGGAGCUGACGGCUUUGUGAUUAACCUGGGCCAGGGGACAGAUAAGCUGGGCCUGCAUUUUAACCCACGCUUCAAGGAAUCCACCAUCGUCUGCAACUCCCGGGACGGCAGCUGGGGGAAAGAGCAUCGCGACAGUCACUUGUGCUUCAGCCCCGGGUCAGAGACCAAGGUGACCCUGGCCUUUCACAGUGACGAGUUCAAGGUGGAGCUCCCAGAUGGGUACGAGUUGACCUUUCCCAACCGGCUGGGCUACAGCCACCUGAGCUACCUGAGCGUCAAGGGGGGGCUCCAGGUCUCCUCUCUCAAGCUCAAGUGAGUGGCAGCAGUUACCGGAAGAAUCCAGCCCUCCACCCUGGUCCCCGACCCUGGUCUGUCACAGCCUUGGGUCCUGGAUCCACCCCCCACCCUUGACCCAGGUGUUUCCCGUUCCUGCUCCUCGGAUAUCGCUUUUUCCUCCCUCGAAGCCAAGAGCAAACAAAUAAAUAACAAAAAUCCACCUCCUGGA
This is a messenger RNA of Ictidomys tridecemlineatus (thirteen-lined ground squirrel), 782 nucleotides long. It is a transcript of the gene Lgals2, whose product is annotated as galectin 2. The record is from RefSeq and is a predicted model, not a curated record. Gene Ontology annotation, molecular function: carbohydrate binding. Lineage: Eukaryota; Metazoa; Chordata; Mammalia; Rodentia; Sciuridae.